Sorex fumeus (smoky shrew) is the source of this 5033-nucleotide messenger RNA. It is a transcript of the gene ADNP2, whose product is annotated as ADNP homeobox 2. Gene Ontology annotation, biological process: regulation of gene expression. Bases 126 to 3557 code for a protein of 1143 amino acids. The transcript is spliced from 4 exons. Gene Ontology annotation, cellular component: nucleus. NCBI's taxonomy places the organism in Eukaryota, Metazoa, Chordata, Mammalia, Eulipotyphla, Soricidae. The record is from RefSeq and is a predicted model, not a curated record. Gene Ontology annotation, molecular function: DNA binding.
GUCGCGCGGUGGGCGCGCCGACGCGGGGGUCUCGCCGGCGGGCGGAGCGUGGCCGCGGCCGGUGGGCGGCGAGAGGCGGCGGCGACGCGGCGGCGCCUCGGGCGCGCGGCAGGAAAAUUUCAAAAAUGUUUCAAAUUCCUGUGGAAAAUCUUGACAACAUCAGGAAGGUACGGAAAAAGGUGAAAAGCAUUCUUGUGGACAUUGGGUUUGACAGCUGCAAGGACCUGCUGAAGGACCUUAAGGGCUUUGAUCCAGGAGAGACGUAUUUCUAUAACACAUCAUGGGGCGAUAUUUCUCUCUGGGAACCUUCUGCAAAGAAAGUGAGAUACCGAACAAAGCCAUACUGUUGCAGCCUCUGUAAAUACUCUACAAAAGUGCUUACUUCAUUCAAAAAUCAUUUGCAUCGAUACCAUGAAGAUGAAAUUGACCAGGAGCUGGUGAUUCCUUGCCCAAACUGUGUAUUUUCCUCUCAACCCAAAGUUGUGGGAAAGCACUUUAGAAUGUUCCAUGCACCUAUUCGGAAGGUCCAGAACUACACAGUGAAUAUUUUAGGUGAAACUAAGUCAUCGAGGAGUGAUGUUAUAAGUUUUACAUGUUUAAAAUGUAACUUCUCCAAUACUUUGUACUAUAGUAUGAAGAAGCAUGUGCUCGUAGCCCAUUUUCAUUACUUAAUUAACUCCUACUUUGGCCUGCGAACUGAGGAGAUGGCUGAGCAGCCAAAACCUGAAGAUUCCUGUUCCACCGAGAAGCAACCACCGUCUGACAAGUAUUACUGUAAAAAAUGUAAUGCCAGUGCCAGCAGCCAGGAUGCUUUGAUGUAUCAUAUUUUGACAUCAGAUAUACACAGGGAUUUGGAGAACAAGCUUAGGUCUGUGAUUUCAGAACAUAUUAAGAAGACUGGAAUUUUGAAGCAAAUGAACAUUGCUCCAAAACCAGCUGCACAUUCAGCCGUCUCUGCCAACAGCAGUGCCCCGGGCCUGCCGGCCACAUCUCCUUGCUUUCAUCUUGCGGUGCCACAGAAUACUCAAAACCAGACUGUGGUGCAACCCGUUCAGGGCUCAGUUCAGCCAGUGACUGUGGCCUCUGGUGCCUCUGGAAGCCUCACGCACUCUCCGCCUGCCAUUGCCCCGCCCCGGGUCACUCUGGUCUCCAAUCCUCUGCCAGUGGGCCAGAGCAGCCUCACUCUGCAGCCUUCUGCUCCUCAGCCAGUCUUUCUCUCUCAUGGAGUCCCACUGAAUCCAUCAGCAAAUCCGCCUGUGUUGCCCUUGAAUCAGCCAGUUGGCCCAGUAAAUAAGUCUGUUGGCCCUGGUGUCCUCCCCAUAAAUCAGACCAUUCGCCCAGGGAAUUUACCCCUCAACCAGCCUGUGGGUCCUGGAGUUCUCUCAGUAAACAGACCGGUUGGGUCUCGUGUCCUUCCUGUCAGCCCCUCCGUCACCCCUGGGGUUCUUCAGGCAGUCUCUCCAGGGGUGAUUUCAGUGAGCCGGACUGUCCCAUCUGGGGUCCUUCCUACAGGUCAGAUGACUCCUGCUGGGGUUAUCCCCUCAGGACAGACAGCAACUUCUGGGGUUCUCCCUGCUGGCCAGAUGGUUCAGUCAGGGGUUCUGCCCAUUGGCCAGACUGCCCCUUCAGGGGUUCUCCCCGGCGGGCUGACUGUCCCAACACGAGUACUCCCCCCUGGCCAGACAGUUCCACUGAGGGUCCUCCCCCCUGGCCAGGUGGUACCGUCUGGACUCCUUCCUCCCAACCAGGCAGUGUCGUCAGGUGUUCUUCCUGUGAACCAGGGUCUGACUUCUGGAGUUCUUCAGCUUAGUCAGCCUGUUGUAUCAGGAGUUCUUCCUGUGGGCCAGCCGGUGAGACCUGGAGUCCUGCAACUCAGUCAGUCUGUGAAUACCAACAUUCUGCCCGCAAAUCAGCCAGUGCGGCCUGGUGCUUCACAGAACACCACUUUCCUCACGUCAGGCUCUAUCCUCAGACAGCUGAUACCGACUGGGAAGCAGGUGAAUGGCAUUCCCACCUACACACUGGCCCCGGUGUCUGUCACACUGCCUGUGCCAGCUGGAGGUGUUGCGACUGUUGCUCCUCCCCAGAUGCCCAUCCAGCUCCUGCACUCUGGUGCAACUGCCCAGAUGGCCAGUCCAGUGGUGGGCAUGCCUUCUCCUCUGGUGGUGAAUGCCACCCAGAAUCUCUUCCCGCAGACCUCUUCCUCUGUGACAGAGGCAAAUCAGGUGCUCAAACAGGCAAAGCAAUGGAAAACGUGCCCUGUUUGCAAUGAACUCUUCCCUUCCAAUGUCUACCAGGUCCACAUGGAGGUGGCUCAUAAGCACAGUGAAUCCAAAUGUGCCGAGAAGCUGGAGCCUGAGAAGUUGGCAGCAUGCGCCCCCUUCCUGAAGUGGAUGAGAGAGAAGACUGUUCGCUGUCUGUCUUGUAAAUGCUUGGUGUCUGAGGAAGAGCUGAUCCAUCACCUGCUGAUGCACGGCCUGGGGUGCUUGUUCUGUCCCUGCACUUUCCAUGAUAUUAAAGGUCUUUCUGAGCAUAGUCGGACUAUGCACUUGGGGAAGAAGAAGUUGCCUGUGAAUUAUAGUAAUAAAGGGUUUCAGUUGGACAUCGAUGCCAAUGGCAACCUGCUGUUUCCCCAUCUCGACUUCAUCACCAUAUUGCCCAAGGAAGCUCUGGGGGACCGGGAAGUAUACUUGGCAGUGUUGGCUGGGAUCCACUCCAAGUCACUUGUGCCUGUGUAUAUUAAAGUAAGGCCCCAGGCUGAGGGUGCGUCUGGGGUCCCCAGCAAGCAAGCGCUGACCUGCCCAUUUUGUUUUGGCACCUUUGUGACCUCGGAGGCCUAUGAGCUACAUUUGAAGGAGAGGCACCAUAUCACCCCCACAGUCCACACAAUUUUGAAGUCUCCAGCUUUCAAGUGCAUCCACUGCUGUGGAGUCUACACUGGCAACAUGACCUUGGCCGCCAUUGCCAUACACCUGGUGCGCUGCAGGAGCGCCCCGAAGGAUAGCAGCUCAGACCUACAGAUUCAGCCCAGCUUCAUUGACAACAGUGAGCUGCUUUUAGUCAACGGUGAAGUGGUCCAGGACCCCAGCCUGUCCGCGAAGAGAAAGCUACCCGAUGGCCAGGCAUCUGGGGAGGAGCGACCUCUCUCCGUGAACACCGAGGCCUUUCCUGUGCUGGAGAAGCUGGGGGGUGCAGUGCCUUGUAAGAGGCAGAGGAACGAGAGCAGGACAGAGGGUUCCCUCGGCGGUGACGACCCUCUUCAGAUUCUAGCAUUAAACCCUAAGAAGUAUGAAGACCGUACUUACGAAGAUAAAAAGCAGUUUCUUAGAGAUUAUUUCCACAAGAGACCAUACCCAAGUAAAAAGGAAAUAGAACUACUAUCCUCACUCUUGUGGGUGUGGAAAAUCGACGUGGCUUCCUUUUUUGGAAAAAGAAGAUAUAUUUGCAUGAAAGCAAUAAAAAAUCAGAAGCCUUCUGUACUGUUGGGCUUUGAUAUGUCUGAACUGAAAAAUGUCAAACACAGAUUGAAAUUUGAGUAUGAACCGCAGAACUCAUGAAAAGAAAUUAGGAACUCUAAAGUCUAGAUAAUUUAGUUAUUUUCAAUUGAGAUUUUAAAAAUGUUAUUUUCUUCACUGUAUGUUGAACUAAUCAAUUUCAGUGGUCUUUAUGCUGCUCUUUAGAUUUAUUUCAGGUGCUCAGAAAGACUUCUGUAUGAGAAGUGACUAGUUCCUUCAAAUUUAUUGUUUUAUGCAGUUUGAUUUUGUAACAAUUUUUAGUUUUUUUUCUGUUGUGUAAAUUAAAUCUUUUGAUAUUUUAUGCACGCCUUGUUUUCCCAGUAGUGUCAGUAUUGUACGAUUAAAAAACUGAAACCUACUUUUUCUUUCAUUUUAAGGAAAUUUCAGCUUGUGUCAGAAUACUUGAGGAGUAAAGCAUUGAUCUCUCUCAGUUAGCUUCAUAUGUAGCAGCUGAUAACAUACAGUAAUGUUUAGAGAUGUGAGUACAAACUCCAUUAUGUAUCUGGUCCCUUAAGGGCGCACUCAUUAACUUAUGCUGAUACGAGAUAUUUGCUUAUUAGUUUAUAAUUUUCCUUUCCCCCCUGGUUAUUAUUGAUUAUAACUCAGAAAGCCAGGUGUUUCGUUUGUUAAAAAUAAUCUGAACCUGAAACUUCAUAAAUCAAGUUAUUUUGCAAAUAAAAGUAUUUCCAUAGCUGCAAAAAUAACAUUUCAGCAUACAUGCUCCCCACUUUUUGAUAUGGUCAUUUAUUCAUUCAAAGGAAGGAAAUUACAUCUUUUAGUGCCUUCAGAAUAAACACUGAAAAGACACAAAAUCUCCUAACCUAACUGCUCAUAAACUAGGUGAAAGAAAAGGACCAUAUUACUCAGGAACAAAAUUUUAUCCCUGAGUCUAGAUGCUAACUGAAGUUUGAACCUAAGUUUGCAGGGGACAGGGUGAAGAAAAGAGACCCAGAGCAAAGUCUCCACAUUUGUGUUAAAUCUUUGGCAAAGUUUCCUACACAUAAUGUGUUUUUUUUUGAGGAGAUGAGAAUUUGUAUAGCCCAGUUUUCAGCAUUAAGUGGACAGGACGUUGCAAAAACCUCUGCCAUAUCCCUGUCCCUUGGUUAGUUAAAGCUUGUUUUUUCCACACAAUAUAAAAGGACUUAAAGAUCUGAAUCUGUUAGGGACCUUCCAGUAUAGACCAUUAGUCCUGGAGUUGUGGUACAAGCAGAGGCACCUGUCUUGACACACCAAAUGAUGUGACAGGCUCUGGGAAAUGGAAUGUUACUGUCAGAGUUUUAAAAAGAUCCUAUUUGCAUGUCAUUGCUCUCCUGUGCAUUUUCGAAGCAGUUGUGAAACUGUUCAGUGAUGUUGGUGUACUCUGUUGUAAAAAAAGAGCUUGUUGAAGUUUUAUUUUUUUUUUACCUAUUGUUUUCAGAGUGUCUAUUUUGAAUUAAAUUUGUUAUAACACUGCAAAUAGGAUUGUUUAAUUAUUUCAACAGUUAAAUGUUAGAAUGAGUCAUAGGGUUGAAAUAGAUG